Stegodyphus dumicola is the source of this 1742-nucleotide messenger RNA. Its product is annotated as serine protease 30-like. The record is from RefSeq and is a predicted model, not a curated record. Gene Ontology annotation, molecular function: serine-type endopeptidase activity; protein binding. Gene Ontology annotation, biological process: proteolysis. Lineage: Eukaryota; Metazoa; Arthropoda; Arachnida; Araneae; Eresidae.
UUUGUUCUUUUAUGAUAUUCAUAAUUAUUUGGAAAAGCUCGUGUUUUGGCCUGUUUAUCGAAUCAAUCUGCAAUAAAUAAUGAAAAGCAAAGCAGUGAUUAUCAUAAUAUUUUUUAUUAUAUCUGCUAAACAGGUGAUUGGAGAACAUGCAUUUGAGAAGUCAUGUUAUGGGAAACAUUACCUUACUGUUCAAGAAGGGCAGUCCGUUAACAUAUCCAGCCCAGAAUUUGAAGACAAUUAUUAUCCAAAAAAUUGUUUAUGCUCUUGGACUAUAAGGGCCAACAAUGAUACUAAAAGACUGUAUGUAGAUUUUGUUGACCUUUCAAUCUGGCCUACAUUCAACUGUAUCCUUGAUGGUCUUGUAUUGUUCGACGGCGACUCAAAUAGCGCUCCAAUUCUGGGAUUAUACUGUACAGGUACACCUUCUGUUGGCGUUAAAACUACAGGACGAUUUAUUCACGUUGUAUUUUAUAGCAGCGAAUUUCCACAACAUCGGUUUAGAGGGUUUAUGCUGAACAUAACUGAAGUGGAUCAAGAAAAUAUUUGUAAAGAUGACGAAAUUACUUGUCAUAAUAAUAACUGCGUGUUAAAAAAAUUAGUCUGUGAUGGGAAAGAUGACUGCCAGGAUGGCACAGAUGAAGAAACAUGUGGUUUUCCCAUUAACCUCAAUAUACAUUGUGGAAUUACACCAAUAAGUCCAGAACUAGGAAAUGGAGAUCGGAUAGUUGGCGGACGGCCAGCUGUUCCUGGUAGUUGGCCAUGGCAAUGCUCCUUGCGUAGAAAGGGAAAUACCAUUUAUGGUCACUUAUGUGGAGCGGUUCUGAUAAACAACCAAUGGCUAUUAACGGUUGCACACUGCUUUAGAGACUUUCCAAAUGCCAGUCUAUGGACAGCUCAUUUUGGGAAGUUUUACAAAGAGAAAAAGGAAACCACCGAACAAAUUAGAUAUUUGAAAGAGAUUUUUAUCCAUCCGGAUUACAAUGGAAUGCGAACAAAUUCAGAAAUUUUGACGAAGAAAGGUAGUGAUAUAGCACUUGUCAGAAUAAAUGCGCCAGUAGCCAUGACAGACUAUGUUCGUCCAGUGUGCUUACCUCCCUGGAAAGCCCAGAUCCUUCCAGGAACUCUUUGCCACGUCACAGGAUGGGGAUCAACUAUGGGUACCGGAAAUUCAGAUGUUUUAAAGCAAGCUGAAGUUCCAGUUGUAUCUCACGAAACUUGCGCUAGAUACUACACAUUCCUGAAUAUUAGUAAGACUAUGAUAUGUGCCGGAUACGCCAGUGGUGGACAUGAUUCAUGUCAAGGUGACAGUGGAGGACCACUGGUCUUACAGAAGCUUAACCACUGGUAUUUGGUUGGUUUAGUCUCUACAGGUGGUAAUUGUGCCGCUGCAAAGCAACCUGGUAUUUACACUAAUGUAUCAUCAUUCAAGGCUUGGAUAUUAAAAAUCAUGUACAAGCAUAAAUAGGAAUUUGAUUUCCAUCAAGUUUUUCAAAAGCCUAAUUCCUGAGCCGAAGACAAAUGAAUAAGAUGAUACCUGGUGAGAACAACCAUUUAAAAUUCCAACAAGGAGAUCUAUGUGUGAAAAAAUUGCAGUGAGUGAAAAAAAUUUAGUUUUUUGUGCAGUGAAACCUCAGUGAGUCAACGCUCGCAGGCAAGCGAUUUAUGUGAAGUUAACGAGUUCCAUAGAAAUUCAAAAUAAAAAGUGUUUAACGAUUUGCAGUAAAAUACCUAAAAAAAUGAAA